AGGCCAGCAUGGCCUCUCUUAGGUUUCUCUCUGGUAUGGUCGAUUAUUUCACGAAAAAUAUAAAAAAGACAGGGAUCAAGAAUGGACUUUGUCAGGAGCCUUAGGUUUCUUUGGAUUUCUCUCUAAUAAUGCCAAGUGAAUUGUAUUUUUUUAUCCAUGUUUUAUGUCUAAAGCUGGAAUGACACAUUAAGGCACUGGGGCACUCGUGAAGUUUCAACUAGCAGCAACCUAUAUUGCUCCUGUCUUAUAAUUUAUAGUCAGCUAUUUAACCAUGGCAAUUUAAAGUUUGAUAUAAAAAAAUAAUGUACUAUCACGAAUUUAAACUGUAUGAUGUAAAGAAGUUGAAUUCUAUUUUGCACAAUUAAUAAGGAUGACUAAAUAAUAUCGUUAUGUUACAAUUUAUGUUGUCUCAUUGAACAAUAUUAGUAUACUGUUACUAUAUAUUACUUGAAUGUUGAAUACACAAUAAUUUGUAAUUUCGAACUCAUUUUAAAAGUAACAGUGAAAAAUCAUUUCAUUCAUGUAUGCUAUAUUUUUAAUGAAUAAUGGAAGCCAUUAAUGAUGUGGAACAAUUUCUUGCUGAUAUUUGGCAUGAUAUUGCUGGUUUUGUAAGUGAAUCUGCGGUCUAUAUAGAUCAUGCAGCAACGGAAUGCCUUCACUGGCAUACUGGUGGCAAGAUACAUUCCUUCUUUAAGGAUGCUGGUGCAAUGUCAGUUCAUGAAUUGGAUAUGUAUAACUUUCGUUAUGUCAAAGUACAGAAUUGCAAAAAGGUAGUUAUUAUUUCUACUUCUACUGAUCUAGCUUUUUAUCAACGUACAGUUAAGAUGAUGUUAGAGAAAAAUGCAUUUGAACAUUGCACAAUUAUUACUGCUGCACAUUCAAGCGUGUUAAAUUAUGAGGAUUCAGUGUCACUAGAGGAUAGAACAGAUUAUAUCAAAUUAAAGAGAGAUGUAAAAAGCUGGAUGCAUUCUAAUCAACAGUUGCAGGACUGUUCAGUGACAAUACUAUUUCGACCAAUUUUUAUUAGUCUAAUUGACAAUGGUCUGUUUGUAACACCACCUUUCAGUGAUCUAUUAUCACCAUUAAAUAAUGCAUUGUUAAAGAAUUCACAGUAUGCAGUUGAUCAUUUUGUGAGUUUGUUCAACAGUUUAUUAACAUAUUUGAAUUUGAAAGAAGAUAUUUAUUCAAUUGGAAAAUUUAGCGAAUAUGUUGCUGAAAAAUUAGAAACGUUACCAAUAGCCAUCGAUCGUAGAAACAGUUUAGUUGCUACAAAGAGAAAGGGAGUAUCUUUAAUCUUUGUCGAUAGAGUAUUAGAUCUUUGUACUUCCACUAGUAAUAAUACUGAAUCGUUGCUAUCCAGAAUAUUGUGUACUUUACCUCAUUUACCUCAUCAUUACAAUGACGUUGCAAUAAAUAUGUCUCCUCUAUUUUGCGGUCCACAGGAAUUUAUCGAUGUACCAGGAUGCUUGGCUAGCAAUGAUAAAACGCUGAUGAAUAUAUUAAUCACAAAAAAACAAAAGGAAGUAUUGGCUACUAUGAAUAAAAUACUUAUCGACAUACUUUCAUCAAAAGAAAAUUUAAAACUAAGAGAAAACUUGAAACCAAAAUUAGCAACGAGAAUUUCUGCACAUAGUUUAGAGAAGCUUGUAAAUAAAUUUAAAGAUGUAGAUGAUCUUCACAUUAUAUCAGAAUCAAGCAAAAAGCUUCAAGUGGUACUGGGAAUUAUACAAGCCUUAACAUCAGAAAAGACUUCACGAUUAGAUUUAUUAAUUAGUCUCGAGAAAUUAAUUUUACAAAACAUAGCUGUGAGUCGUGAUUCUACAAGCGUGCUUGGGCAAUUAAGCAAUAUAAUAAAAACGCGCGAAAAACGAGGCCUAGAUACAGAUAAUAUAUUGGCACUUUUGGUGCACAUUUAUGCGUUAGUUGGAACUGAAAUACAAUUCUCUCUUCAACAAGAGCAACAGUUGAAAGAAGCGAUCACUGAUGCUAUAUUUGAGGACAUUACAAAAUUAAAAGAAAAUAUACUGAACAGCAAGAUGUCAGUGUAUCAACAAACUUUAUCGCUUUUCGAUGUUACAGAGACUGAGAGUAUAAAGGAAACAUCUGUAAAAAUAGCGAAUCAUAUUAUGAAGACGUUACAUGAAAUAGCACAGCAACGUGCGUCUCUACAUAACUAUACUUCUAUGAUGUCUAAAUCAAGUUCUCAAGAAAUCGUUCGACGUGUCGGCAUCUUGCAACAAUUAUUAACAGAUAUACUCCAGCCAGAUAAAUAUGAACUUCCUGAUUUACAUCAGAGAUCACCUUCGUUUAUUUCUGCUGGAUUCAACUUAUUUUCUAAAGGAAGAAUAAAACAUCAUCCAUGUGAUAACAAUUGGAUUAUCAUUUAUGUCAUUGGAGGUAUAACACCAGAAGAAAUAAGAGAAACUAAAGAAAUUAUAUCAUUAUUUAAUUCAAAUUGCCAAAUAACAAUAGCAGGUUCGAGACUGUUAAAUCCAUUAGACAUAGUGGAGAAGGUUCUUCUUUCAUCAAUUAAUUACUGAAACUUAUUUACUUUCAAUUUAUAUUUAUUAUCUCAUCCAUUUUAUACCAGAAUCAGAGAUUGUAUAAUAAAUCUGUUUUACAUUAUUAGUAAAUUGUACAUGACACAUAAACUCACGAAUUCUAGUACUUUUA
Messenger RNA from Acromyrmex echinatior (Panamanian leafcutter ant), 2673 nucleotides. RefSeq names its product sec1 family domain-containing protein 2. Gene Ontology annotation, biological process: vesicle-mediated transport. The record is from RefSeq and is a predicted model, not a curated record. NCBI's taxonomy places the organism in Eukaryota, Metazoa, Arthropoda, Insecta, Hymenoptera, Formicidae.